Molecule: messenger RNA, 6590 nt
Organism: Eufriesea mexicana
Lineage: Eukaryota; Metazoa; Arthropoda; Insecta; Hymenoptera; Apidae
Gene: spg
Product: dedicator of cytokinesis spg
Biological process (GO): small GTPase-mediated signal transduction
Cellular component (GO): cytoplasm; plasma membrane
Molecular function (GO): guanyl-nucleotide exchange factor activity; small GTPase binding
Source: RefSeq, a predicted model, not a curated record
GCGGCCAUUGGCAACGUUGCGCAGUGCCAGAGAGAGAGAGAGCUGUGAGGGUGGCACUUGUGCGGCAAACACACCCAAUGUUUGUGUUUUCGAAUUUUUCGUGAUACUACGAGUUGUUGGUGGUCGUUUGGCAAGGCAUGUAGCGCCGUCGUCAAACCGCUCGAGAUGUGGACGACGACGAAAACAACUAAAUACGGCGUCGCUGUUUACAAUUGGCGAGGUGACACGCGCUAUGGCCUCCCACUGGAGAUCGGAGAGACCGUGCAGAUCCUGGAGGAAUGUAUAGGUUGGUACAGAGGCUUUUCGACCAAGAACCGCGCGGUCAAGGGAAUUUUCCCCAGCUCCUACGUCUACUUGAAACCAUGCAAGAUCGAGAACGAAGGGUUGUUCGAGUCGGUGAUACCUCUGGAAGAUCCGGUGGUCCGAGAAGUGACCCUCGUACUUCGAGAAUGGGGCGGUAUAUGGAAGAGACUAUACGUGGAGCGGGAAAACUACAAAUUCACCACGCUGCGCAAAGUGAUGCGGGAAUUGCUGGAAUGGCGUCGACAACUUUUGGCCGGCACCCUUACCACCGAUCAAACGCGGGAGCUGAAGUUGAAAAUUAUCAACAAAGUGGACUGGGGAAACCGAAAACUAGGCUUGGACUUGGUGCCCCGCCAGGGUGCUCAUAUGGUGGACCCGGACACGAUGUCGGUCGUGGAGCUUUAUCACGUGCACGUUCAAAGCGCGGAAAAUUCGCAAGGGGCGUCAGCCAGAGGAACUCUUAGGCGGAAGGAGCACAAGAAGGUCCUGACCCAUCAUCUCUAUUUCUGCAUGAGAGAUUUCGGGCAUAUAAUCGGCGAGGACACGGAGAUUUACUUCUCGUUGUACGAUGCGAAGCGGAAUCAAUAUCUAAGCGAGCGUUUCCUGGUGCGAAUCUCGAAGGAGGGAUUCUCCAGCUUCGUGGAAAUGAUCCACUGCAACUGCACGAUCUUCACGGACCUCGGGAACGCGGACCUAAGCAGAGACCUCUACAUGGUUGCACAUGUGAUGCGAUGCGGGAGAAUGCUGUACUCCGAUUCCGGCAAAAACAAAGCGGGCUCCGCCACUUACAGGAGACCCCAUGGCGUCGCGGUGCUCUCCCUCGCCGAAGCCACGCAGGAUCACACCGAGGAACUCGAGAUGACGCUCAAGGUGUGUCAAGGAGAAGAGAAGGACUUCCACCAACUACACGAGCAGAUUAUCCGCAACAACAAGUGUUCACCGCUGCCGGGCCAGCCCAAUUACGGCAUUGUGGUUUCGCUGCGCGUCCUCCAUGGCGAGUUGUCUCAAGUGCGAGAGGAGAAUCCCUUGCUCUUCAAGAAUAUCUGCUUAACGAAGAAGCUCGGGUUCUCUGACGUGAUUAUGCCGGGUGACGUGCGGAAUGAUUUGUACCUGAAACUGGAACGCGGCGAGUUCGAGCGAGGUGGGAAAUCUACAGGGAAGAACAUCGAGGUGACGAUUUUGGUGCUGGACUCGGACGGACAACCCUUGGAAGAGUGUUUGUUUGGCGCCGCUGGAAUGGAGGGCAGUUCCGCAUAUCAAAGUUUGGUUAUUUAUCAUCACAACAGCCCAUCCUGGGCCGAGACGGUGCGACUGGCUAUACCUAUAGACAAAUUCUACGGUAGCCACGUCCGCUUCGAAUUUCGGCACUGUUCCACACGCGAAAAGAAUGACAAGAAGUUGUUCGCGUUUGCCUUCGUGCGUCUUAUGGAGCCCGGAGGAGCUACACUUCAGGAUGGCCCUCACGAAUUGUACAUUUACAAGUGCGAGGAUCGUUCCAAGUUGGACUCGCUAAGUUACCUCUCGUUGCCUAGUUGUGCUCGAGAACCGAAUGCAACAGGUAAGAGUUUGUUCGAGAACUUGCAAGAUCCCAGGGUUUCUCUGCGUCGUGAGUUCGUGCAUACGUUACUCUGCAGCACGAAGUUGACGCAAAACGUAGAUCUACUGAGUCUGUUGCAAUGGAAGGCACACCCGGAACGAAUUUCGGAGGCUCUUGGUCGUGUCUUACGGCUGGAUGGAGAGGAAUUGGUCAAGUUCCUGCAGGACAUUUUAGAUGCGCUCUUUUCCAUGUUUCAUACAGAGGAUGGCAACUCCACGGCACAUUCGGGUUUAGUCUUCCAAGUGCUCGUCUCAAUAUUCAGCCUCCUCGAAGAUUCCAAGUUUGAGCAUUUCAAACCUGUCAUGGAUGCGUACAUUUCCGGUCACUUCGCCGCUGCCUUGGUGUACAAGGGUCUUCUGAGUAGCGUGCAGCAUUGCGCGGAUUGGGUGACCGCGGCGGAAAAGCAGGAACCCAUAAUCAAGUGUUUCCGUUCUCUGGAGUAUAUCUUCAAGUUCAUCAUUCAGAGUCGUCUGCUGUUUGCUAGAGCGACGGCUGGUCAAUACGAGGACAGCUUCAAGCGAGAUCUUUACUGCGUGUUCGCUGCGUUGAACAAGAUGUUGGGCAUUCCAUACGAGAUGGUCCUUCAUUCUCAGAUAGCGUUACUCUACUCGAUCUCGGCAGUUUUCGAACAACUGGUUGCCGUACUACCGGUCCUCGAAGUAGCCAAACUUACUUGCACGAUGCUCGACUCGGUGCCAAGGGAGCCACCACUGCAGCUCACACAGGCCAAAUUGACUGCCAUAAAGAAUUUAAGUACUUCCGCGUUGUUUCGUGACGACGACGAAAGUAGGAAUCUACUGUUAGUUACGAUGUGCAGACACCUGAGGUUCCAUUUAGUUAGGCGAGAGGAACUUCGUUCCUGCACUGACAUUCUCGGCGAAAUCCUCAGCUUCUUGCACAAAAGGGGGCGAGAUACGAAUAAAGUCAACAACUGCAUUCAUCACGACGUCGAGACCUUGUGUCUCUCCGUUUUGGAUGUCUUGGUACAGACCAUACUGAUCGUCAUAAACACCAGUGGCCCCGUACUGGGCUGCCUAGUAGCUUGUCUGAUAGGGUUGCUUCAGCUACUCGACGAGUAUCACUAUGCUCGACUCUGGGAGGAGCUGUCUCACGCUGGUGAACGACAACCCCUCAAGGAUUUUCUUCUAAGAGUCUUUCUGGUUCUCCGUGAUCUUGUUAGACAGGAAGUGUUUCCGCCUGACUGGCUGGUAAUAAGAAUGCAGGCAAACAGUAUCAUCCUGAAGUCCCUGCAGGAGCUCGCUCAACCUUUGGCUUUUCGUUUCCUGCACGGUAUCUUCAAUUCGCAGCUCUGGUCCACGUACUUUAAUCUUGCUGUAGCAUACCUCACCCAGCCUUCUCUGCAACUCGAACAAUUUUCCGAAGUGAAACGCGAGAAAAUUGUCGAGAAAUACGGGGACAUGAGAGUGCUGAUGGGCUUUCAAAUACUCUCGAUGUGGUCUUACUUGGGCGAUCGUAAGCUGGAAUUUAUUCCUGGAAUGGUGGGCCCCUUUUUGGAGGUCACCUUAGUCCCAGAGAGCGAACUGAGGAAGGCCACUUUGCACAUCUUCUUCGACAUGAUGGAGUGCGAGCAACGCGCGCGUGGUAACUUUAAAUCCGUGGAAUCGGAAUUGAUUGACAAACUGGAUAUUUUAAUCAGCGAGAACAAAGGUGACGACGAGUACAGGCAGUUGUUUAACACGAUAUUAUUGGACAGAGUUCUGUCAGAAGAUCCAGCUUGGAAGGACAGCGGAACUGCUUUCAUCACGUCAAUUACACGUUUACUGGAAAGACUGUUAGAUUACAGGAGCGUAAUACAAGGAGACGAGAAUCGCGACAAGCGUAUGUCGUGUACUGUUAAUUUAUUGAAUUUUUAUAAGAACGAAUUCAAUCGAAAGGAGAUGUACCUGCGCUAUAUUUACAAGCUUCACGACCUGCAUUUAGCAGCUGAGAAUUAUACAGAAGCCGGAUUUACGAUGAAGUUGUACGCUGAUCAACUUGGUUGGGGUUCUACGAUCUUGCUUCCGGAUCACUCGCAUCCGCAACAGCCAGAGUGGCAAAGAAAGGAGGUCCUUUAUUAUAAAAUAAUUCAUUACUUAGACCGAGGCAAAUGUUGGGAGAAAGCUAUCCCAUUAUGCAAGGAGUUAGCUUUGUUGUACGGAGUUAGAUUGUACGAUUAUGCGAAACUGAGUCAUGUAUUGAAGUUGCAAGCCAAAUUCCUGGAUAAUAUAUUGACGCAACUUCGACCGGAACCGGAGUAUUUUAGAGUAGGCUUCUACGGUCUUAGUUUUCCCCUUUUUGUUAGGAAUAAACUAUUCAUUUAUCGCGGUCUAGAGUACGAGAGAAUAGGUGCGUUCACCCAACGAUUACAGACUGAAUUUCCAAGCGCACAAAUAUUAAUGAAGAACUCUCCACCGGAUGAAAGCAUCCUUACUUCCGAAGGACAAUAUAUACAAAUAUGCAACGUGAAACCGGUUCCUGAAGAGAGCAGUUUAGCCUGUCGUGGAGCGGAAGUGCCAGAGAGAGUGGUCGCGUUUUAUCUAGUGAACGAUGUCCGGAAAUUUAUCUUCGAUCGACCGCUGCAUAGAGGAACAGUCGAUCGCGAGAAUGAAUUUAAAUCUCUUUGGAUCGAAAGGACCACGUUGACCACCGAAGCGAAGUUACCCGGUAUACUCAGGUGGUUCGAGGUGAUUGAGAAAAGAUCUGAGCUAUUGGCGCCUGUACAAUAUGCCUGCGAGACGAUGCAGAGCGUGGAGAGAGAAUUACGGAGACUUGUCGCACAAUACACCGCGGAACCUCAUCGAAAUAUUAACCCCUUUAGCAUGCGACUCCAAGGCAUCAUCGACGCAAAUGUGAUGGGAGGCAUUACCAAAUACCAAGAAGCCUUUCUCACUCCCGAAUUCGCUAGACAGAAUCCAGAUAUGGUGCCUCACGUGAACAAAUUAAAGGGCUUGAUUCUUGAUCAGAUGAGCGUUUUAGAGGCUGGACUAAAUUUACACGGACAAAUCGCGCCAGCUGGGGUACAACCGCUACACAAAAGAUUGAACGAGAGAUUUACACAGCUGAAACAAGGCCUUGGUCCACUAGCGAGGCAACGGACAAUUCAUCAAGAUAGCAUUGUCAAUUCACCACUACCUCCGUUGCCCACCAACGAGAAGCAACGACCAGCUACAUUGGAAACGGUAGGCUCUAGGGCAUCUUAUGCGGACAGCGAUGGUCUACCAGAAGAUGAAGGUUUCUAUACAAAAGUAGACGGUGGACCGCCACCUAUCCCUCAACGAGAAGUACGACCACGUUCAGUGGGCUAUGGCAAUACUCCGCCUAGACCUACACAUCAAAGAACUCUAAGCAAGCCGCUAAGUCCAAAGUUACCACUAAGACAUUCCUUGCCCACGCCAACGGACGGCGUAGAUCAGACUGGUCUGAGAACCUCGUGGAGCGAGCCUGGUCCCGAACCAGCUCCACCAUUGCCACCUAGAGGUUGCACGCCUGAUAAGAGAGACACGAAUACGAAUACAGUGGUUCCACCUGCACCCCCAAAACGUCUAACGUACAAACGUAAUACGGAGUGGAGCACGGACGAUGAUUCGGAAGCGCAAAACGAGCCAAACGAUCUCCGUGACAGUGGUAUAUCUACUGCCAGUUUAUUAGAUUUCCAAUCGCAUUUGACUAAUUUGAAUAACCUCGGUUACGAGGAUUUCGAACCACGGACAAGGUGCAAUGAUAUCAUGAAUAUUUCACCACCGUCUGUGAUAAACGCGUUGAACGUUUCUACGGGGAAUUUCGCGAGCGGUACGUUCCAAGGAUCGCACUCUUUGCCAGGUCAAGAGGUGAGUCCACCACCCAUACCGCCAAAGGCACAUCAAGAUACUCCUUCGGCACCGUCGACAUUGGAAAGAGUAUCGAAUCGCUCACAGACUCAUGGCCAUUCGGAGAAUUAUUCGGUGCCGAAACUCCAAACAUUGUCUAUGGCGUCUGAUACCGAAAGCACUGUGUAGCAACGAUGAAUCUCCUAGUCCUAGCGGUUAAUUGUGAUGUGCGUGUGCCACAGUUAAGCAGAUCUGAUUCGUAUAUGUAUCAGCAAAACUUCGACGACUCACACGAUUAUUGGCAAACACGUAAUUAACGAUUGAAUUUAAUUGGGUUUGCACAGCAAGGUCUCUGACAUUUGCACAUCAUUUUAUAUAUAUAUAUAUAUAUAUAAAUAUAUAUGAAACCUGUAAUAAUCGACAUCUUCUAAUGCGUAACUCGAUAAGGAUUACACCCACCUGUGUAUAACGUACCUUAGUAGAAACGUGGUAUCGAAAUGCCGGGAACGAGCAAGAAUCGUCGAUGCCGAUUCGAUGAUAAAUUCAAACUAUGUUCAAAUUUGAUCGGAUGGAAUUUAUCUGGUAGAGCUCGGCAAUCGUGAGAUACCUUAUUGACUUUAUGUUAAAGACGACGAUCUUCCGAAUACUAACCUAACUAUAUUUUGUAAUUUAUUUAUAUUUUCAAUGAGAAUAAAGGUAAUUUUUAUCAAUGAGACUGUGGUGCAGACCUGUGCGAACACCAAAUUAUUUAAAUAGCUAACAGGAAAGAGAAAGGUGAACGAACGGAGUAUAGAAAAGUUGCCAUCACUUGAUGAAGGAUAUAUAUAAAUUAUGUAUUUUGUCACAUUCUUUUCAUAUAAAUAUAUACAAAACUAUGAAAACUG